This is a messenger RNA of Diabrotica virgifera virgifera (western corn rootworm), 1236 nucleotides long. Its product is annotated as zinc finger MYM-type protein 5-like. NCBI's taxonomy places the organism in Eukaryota, Metazoa, Arthropoda, Insecta, Coleoptera, Chrysomelidae. The transcript has 2 exons. The coding region runs from base 1 to 1236 and encodes 411 amino acids. The record is from RefSeq and is a predicted model, not a curated record.
AUGUCAAGCUAUAAACAUAAGUCUGGAGCUUUGAAAAGAAAGCUCCAGAAAGAAAAAUUAGAACAAUCUGCUAAAGGUCGCCAGGAUAUUAAGAAGUUUUUUAAGAGUAAUGAAAAAGAAGAGUUGCAAGAAUUUCAACCGGAUUUCAAUCCAGAACCUACAUCAGCCUCACAGACCCAACCUUCUUCAGCUUCAAUCCAAAAUGCUUCUACGUCUACUGUAUGUGAGGGAAGUAAUGACGAAUGUGCUAGUGCUGAUCCAAAUCUUAGUAAGGAUACUGUCGAUGACAAUAAAACUUUUAAUUUUGACGAUCCUAAUACGUGGCCUGCGGUGAUGAGUGAUAAAAUACGGCAGGAAAUAGUAUUGUGCUACGGUGGUUUUCAAGCUUUUCAGGCCAGAUCAAAAUCAUUUCCAGCUGACCCCUCAGGAAAACAUUUCCAUGAAACAUUGUUGUACAUGAAAACAGACAACAGAACAUGUAAAGCAAUUCCACGUGAAUGGUUAAUGUGGAGUGAAACAAAAAACAGCAUUCAUUGUUUACCCUGUAGCAUUUUCCAUUCAAACCAAAACAAAAGUAAACUUGCAAAAGAAGGUUUUUUCCCUGAAAAACAACAAUACAAACGAUUAUACAGGUUAUUUUCGAUGCAUGAAAGAAGCUCUGAGCACAGAAAACACUACCUAGAAUGGAAAAGUCUUCAGAUAUCAUUGAAAGGACAUGGUGUCGACAGCAAUCUGCAACAGAUUAUUAACUGUGAAGCAACAAGAUGGAAAGCUAUUCUUCAACGAAUUUUGGACACAACAAUAUUCUUGAGUAGUAGAGGUUUAGCUUUCCAAGGGGAAAAUACCCAGAUCGGUGAUGUUCACAAUGGAAACUUUUUAGGAGUAUUGGAAUUAAUAGGAAAAUAUGACGAAGUAACUCGUGAACAUUUAGCCAAAGUAAAAGAAAACCAGUUGAAUAAAAAAAGUUUCCGUCAAGUAUUUUGCUUUCCAAAAAAUAUUUUGAGAACCGCUGAUUUAGACAAACAUAAAAAAUUCAUAUGGUACGGAACUGAAUACAGGAUUUGUAGAAUCGCACAUCCGAUGGAUAAUCAUAAACCUAAUUUUGAGUGCGACGUAUGUGUAGAAAGUUGUGAUAAGAAUCCAUCACAUUAUUAUUUCACAGAAAAAACAGUGAGCUACACUGUAGAAACUUUUCUAUCACAUUAUAACCAAUCGUUGAUACUGCCUGCCAUAUGA